AUGACAGUCACCGCCCAAUCCGAUCGCCAGGCCGAUCGCCUCCUCCUGGUCAGCGUCCCCCGCACAGCCUCCAACCUCCUCGUCAAGAUCCUCGACAUCGACCACCAACCCAAUGUCCACACCAACCAACAACACGGCUACUUCUUCUACCCGGCCUUCCUAGCCGCGACCAUGGACGGGCUCCCGGCCAGACCAAUCGACACCUGGCCGGAGGCCACAAAAUCCGGCAUCGGCGCCGCCUUCCAGUCCUGCUUCGACACGCUCGAAGAAUGCGCCACCGUUGCCACACAGCAGUCCAAAACGAUGUUCGCCAAAGAGCACGCCUUCUGGAUGCUCAACCCCGCCGCAUUCGACCAGAUACUGCCGACCCCGAGCGUUGCGGACCACCACGAUGCGUUCCGCCCGCGCAUCCCCGAGCGCUACGGCCCCACACAGACGUACUCGCCCGGCAACGACACUGUCAUGUCAGAUGAGUACCUGCGCACCUGGCGACUGGCGUUCAUCAUCCGGCAUCCGGCGCUGGCGUGGCCGAGCUUCUACCGCGCGAUGUCCCAGCUCAGUGCCCUGGGGUACCUGGACGCGGACGGGGUGCGGGGGGCGUCGCGGACGAACAUGACGCUGCGGUGGACGCGGGCGCUCUACGACUGGGCUGUUGUGCAGCGGCGGGAAGGCGGAGAAGGAAGCGCGGCGCCGGUUGUCAUCGACGCGCACGAUGUGAUCCACAGUCCGGCGGCUGUGGAGCGGUUCUGCGAGGAGGCGGGGUUGGAUUGGGAGGCAGUGCAGUUUGAGUGGGCGGGGGAGAAAAGCGAGUCGGGACACGUGCAGGCGGCGGAGAAUGAGAUGCAGGUUUCUGCGGCGAAGGUGAUGCAAGGGACGUUGGAUCGGUCGUCGGGGAUUGACAAGGGGAAGGCGCCUGCUGCGGUGGAUAUUGCUGUCGAGGCGCAGAAGUGGAGGGAGGAGUUUGGGGAGGAGGUGGCUGGCUGGAUUGAGCAGGCCGUGUUGGAGUCGAUGCCGGAUUAUGAGUAUCUACGGAAGAGAUGCAUUCGGUGA
Aspergillus campestris IBT 28561 is the source of this 1050-nucleotide messenger RNA. RefSeq lists its product as uncharacterized. The record is from RefSeq and is a predicted model, not a curated record. Bases 1 to 1050 code for a protein of 349 amino acids. The transcript has a single exon. Lineage: Eukaryota; Fungi; Ascomycota; Eurotiomycetes; Eurotiales; Aspergillaceae.